Messenger RNA from Penicillium samsonianum, 1029 nucleotides. RefSeq names its product SRPBCC family protein. The record is from RefSeq and is a predicted model, not a curated record. NCBI's taxonomy places the organism in Eukaryota, Fungi, Ascomycota, Eurotiomycetes, Eurotiales, Aspergillaceae. The transcript is spliced from 2 exons. The coding region runs from base 1 to 1029 and encodes 342 amino acids.
AUGCCGCUAAUCCAACUAGAGCCACAUCUGUUCACCAGCCUCCCCCGUCACCCAGAUCUUCAAGGGGAUGACAACACCCCAGAUUUACGGGGGUUCAUCCACGCCACCCUAGUUGAAGUUCAGCCUCUUCUUAACCAGUUCCCGUCAACAUUGAAACCAGACUGCAAGCUGCGCUCUUCUCCGCCCUCAAAGGCACAGGUGAAACUUUCACGAGGAUGGCGAACACUGCAAUCCCCCCAAGAGGGCUCAACCCCCAAAAAGGAAUUCUGGGUCUGUCGCCAAAGCGACCACCAAGACUCUAAUCGUCUGCCUGGAACAGUUUCCCUCUGGGAAUUCCACGACGGGUUGCGAUACAACCAUGCUGAGCACGAGAUGGAGUACACACCCAGCGUGACGAGCGUAAAGCAACUGCUGAAGUGGAACGAGCCGAGAGAAUGGGAUCUCAACGAACCAAUUACAGUCGGAGACAUGAACUACAAGCAUUUCGAGGUCGAACUCAAUCUUAUUGUCCACAGCUUCCAUCCAAGCGCGCUAAUCCGGCCGCGGGCCUUCAUCUCCUGGACUAUGUCGGCGACCUUCGCCAGCACACACCCAGCAAGCCAGUCCAACCCAGGCCACGGAUUUAUGACUGUACAGAUUCCUUUCUAUUUGACUAAGCCAAUCAUCCCGGGAUCCCAGUACGAGGGACUCUACGCACAGAUCAUGGAUGCCGUCCCGCAGCGCGCGGUCUUCGCUUACUAUGCCAGUCUCGAGCGGGUUGAGCGUGUGCCGCCUCCUACCCCGCUAGCUUCCGGUCUGCCGUCUGCGGCGGAUUCGAAUAACCCUGCUACAUCUCCUGAUCGUUAUCUUCGGUGGACUAUGUUGACGACUUCUGAGGCUGGUGGAAAGAUUCCUAAGUGGGUUCAGCGGAGCUGGACGCUGGGUGGAGUGCCGCGGGCUGUUGUUUCCGAUGUGGGAUUGUUUAUUCGGUGGACUAUCGAGCGGAGAGAGAGAAGAUUGGAGCAGGAUUCUCAAAUGGGGGAGGGCUAA